Hippocampus comes (tiger tail seahorse) is the source of this 3263-nucleotide messenger RNA. RefSeq names its product serine hydroxymethyltransferase 2 (mitochondrial) (gene shmt2). The coding region runs from base 101 to 1606 and encodes 501 amino acids. The record is from RefSeq and is a predicted model, not a curated record. Gene Ontology annotation, biological process: tetrahydrofolate interconversion. NCBI's taxonomy places the organism in Eukaryota, Metazoa, Chordata, Actinopteri, Syngnathiformes, Syngnathidae. Gene Ontology annotation, molecular function: pyridoxal phosphate binding; glycine hydroxymethyltransferase activity. The transcript is spliced from 12 exons. Gene Ontology annotation, cellular component: cytoplasm; mitochondrion.
GUUGCUAGCAACUUGAUCAGCCCUCUCUCGGGGUGUGUGACAGCAGUGUGGCUGCAGGUUGAAUUGCUUCUCCUCCGAACCGGCCUGGUAAACUGGAAACAUGCUGUCCUUCGCCGUGAGACAACUGGCCCGGCCAUUGUGUCAGCGUGCCCCGGCUCGCAUCUGCAUACGUGGGCAACAGUCCCACGCUGCCAGCCAUGUGGCGGAUGAAGAGCGACCUUGGACAGGCCAAGAAAGUCUGGCUCAGGACGACCCGGAGAUGUGGGACCUGCUGUUGAAGGAGAAAGACCGACAAUGUCGUGGACUGGAGCUAAUUGCGUCAGAGAAUUUCUGCAGCCGAGCUGCUCUGGAGGCUCAGGGCUCCUGUCUGAACAACAAAUACUCCGAAGGCUACCCGGGGAAAAGAUACUACGGCGGAGCAGAAGUGGUGGAUCAAAUUGAGCUCUUGUGCCAAAAGCGAGCCCUGGAGGCCUUUGACUUGGACCCGGCCAAGUGGGGCGUCAAUGUCCAGCCGUACUCGGGCUCCCCCGCCAACUUUGCCGUCUACACCGCCGUGCUCAACCCCCAUGACCGCAUCAUGGGUCUGGACCUUCCAGAUGGAGGCCAUCUGACCCAUGGCUACAUGUCAGAUGUGAAGAGGAUCUCAGCCACCUCCAUCUAUUUUGAGUCCAUGCCCUACAAACUCAAUCCUGCGACAGGACUCAUCGACUAUGACCAGAUGGAGCUGACGGCCAAGCUGUUCAGGCCCCGGCUCAUCAUCGCCGGCACCAGCGCCUACGCCCGCCUCAUAGACUACGCUCGCAUCAAGAAGCUGUGUACUGACAUCAAGGCCUAUAUGUUGGCCGAUAUGGCUCACAUCAGCGGCCUGGUCGCAGCCAAAGCCAUCCCGUCCCCAUUCGAGCACGCUGAUCUGGUCUCGUCCACGACACACAAGUCCCUGAGAGGAGCCAGAGCGGGUCUCAUCUUCUACCGCAAGGGUGUUCGCUCAGUAGACAAGAAGGGCAAGGAAAUCAUGUACGACCUGGAGGACAAGAUCAACUUCUCGGUCUUCCCCUCGCUGCAAGGCGGUCCUCACAACCACGCCAUUGCGGGUGUUGCCGUAGCACUCCGACAGGCUCAAUCUCCGAUGUUUAAGGAGUACAUUGCCCAGGUUAUCAGGAACUCCAAGGCCAUGGCUACUGCGCUGCUUAGUAAAGGCUACACCCUGGUGUCAGGGGGGACCGAAAACCACUUGGUUCUGGUGGAUCUGCGUCCCAAGGGCAUCGACGGCGCCCGGGCUGAAAGGGUGCUGGAGCUGGUCUCCAUCACGGCCAACAAGAACACCUGCCCCGGCGACAAGAGUGCCCUGACCCCUGGAGGCCUCAGGCUUGGCGCUCCAGCUCUGACAUCCAGGCAAUUCAAAGAAGCCGACUUUGUGCGGGUCGUGGAGCUGAUGGACGAGGGCUUCCAGAUCGCACUGGACGUGAAGAAAAAGACAGGAAAACUCCAGGACUUUAAGAACUUCCUACUGGAGGACCCCGAAACAGUGGCGCGUAUCGCUGAGCUGCGUCAGCGUGUGGAAGCGUUCGCCAGGCCUUUCCCCAUGCCGGGCUUCCAUGACCAUUAGAGAGAUUGGCAGUCUUGCUUUAAAAAAAAAAAAAAAAAAGAGAAAAAAAAAGAUUAAAAUAAAAGCCUCGUAUUGAGGUUUAACAAUAGAAUUUGCCAGAUUUUAUAGAAGAGAAGAACCUAUUUUCUAUUGUACAUUCAAAAGAUUGUUCACUUUUCCACACAGUUGCCACUGCUCAUGGAGAUCCACUCUGUAGUCUUAAUAUGUUGGAAAGCAACUUAAGCAGUGUAACUCAUUUCGACCGUUUUUUUUUUUCACCAUCAUCUAUUGAGCCAUUGGGUCCUUUCACCUUGACAUCGUCGCACAUCGAAUUAUCAAGCUAUAGGAAGCUGGGUUGCCGCGUGAAAACAGUCUCUGCUAUUUUGCUGCUCUCUGAAAGAAGCAAAUGUUCGUCACAGCUGCAUAAAUGCGAGGAUAUUUUCAGCGCAUUCUACAGUGACGCCUUGCAACCUCAUGUUCAACAUCCUUCACUAGACAUGAAUUGUACAAAGCAACGUUGCAAACUAUUUUUCAUUGCAUCAAAAGGAACUGGGGCCAGCAUGGUGGUCAGCACAUCUGCACCAAGGUUUGAAUGUUAUCUCCGACUUUCCAAUGUGGAGUUUGCAAUGUCUCCUGUCGCGUGGGUUUUCUCCAGCCUGGUUUCACAUUCCAAAAACAUGACGACUCAAAAUUGUCCUUGUGUGUGAAUGUAAGCUUGAUUGGUUGUUUGUCUAUUGGCCCUUUUCCACUGUGCUUGUUGUGCUCGUGCUAGUUCCGGGCCAGUCCCCAGGUUAGCACCAUUUUUUUUUUCCCUCACCACCUAAAUUGGCUCUCCCUCUGGUGCCUGAAACUGUUGCUAAAACUGGCCCCAAUUACUUGUUGGGCCAGAAUCCGGCACCAACCACAGCGGGGAGGGUGGGGGGUGGAUAGCAUGACAAUCGCAGAUGUAGAGGAAUAGACUCCCUGGACACACGAAAGUUUUGCACAAACUGUUGAGCGGUGAACUCACAGUUGUGUCCCACCAGAAGAGUGAUCGCGGAUGUGCCCAGAUAGCAUGCGGUCUCCGAUUCGCAGCCAGCUUCGUGAUCAUCUACAAUGAUUAAGAAAGAUACAGUAUAAGCGUUUGCUGAUUGCAUGUCCUUGACUGUAAAUGCUACAUACAAGUAUAAUCAAUGCUAUGCUAAGUUGCCUAGGCCCUGGCCCCGAACGAGCACCACUUUUUUUUUUUUUUUUUUGAGGUGAAAAGGGGGUGUAUGUGACUGAUUGACUCGCAACCGUUCCCAGCCGGGUGGACCCUGCUUCUUUUGCCAAAAGUUCAACUCCAGCUCACUCCCGACCCUAACGAAGACAAGCACUAUUGAUGGAUGGGAAAACAAACUGACAAGACAAAAAUACUACUCAAUGGCAAUUUGUUCAUUUUUUUUUCCAGAACUCAUACAUUCAAAAUUUAUAUAUAGCUUUCCUCAAGAUAUAGUUAGGUCACAGACCGCCAUAAUCACUGCAUCAGUGAUCAAUUUGGGUCUGUCUAUUCUUCCUUUGCACAGCAUCUCUUGAAAGAGUACACUUUGCCAAAACACAUCAGCCUUUUAUUUUCUCUCAUGUUGUUUCAACUGACUUAGUUGCCAACAGAUAGUUUGAUGGAACAUUGAUGGAGUCUAAAUAAAAUGUCAUUCAAUGG